Messenger RNA from Corythoichthys intestinalis (scribbled pipefish), 9880 nucleotides. It is a transcript of the gene wnk1b, whose product is annotated as WNK lysine deficient protein kinase 1b. Lineage: Eukaryota; Metazoa; Chordata; Actinopteri; Syngnathiformes; Syngnathidae. Gene Ontology annotation, biological process: protein phosphorylation; intracellular signal transduction; monoatomic ion homeostasis. Gene Ontology annotation, cellular component: cytosol; cytoplasm. The record is from RefSeq and is a predicted model, not a curated record. The transcript is spliced from 37 exons. Gene Ontology annotation, molecular function: protein serine/threonine kinase activity; potassium channel inhibitor activity; ATP binding. The coding region runs from base 977 to 8122 and encodes 2381 amino acids.
CUUGACAUAGAGGUUGCCUUGUCGAGUCAUCGCAGUUGAUCAGUUCAGAACACAUUGAGAGUCCAUCAGCGGUGCUUUUAUUCCGGACACUCACCGGGAUCUGUGGGAAUUUUAUUUUCAAAAGACAUUCUGCGGAUAUUGUGUGGAUACGUAUUAGGAAAUAACGUGUAACUUUUGAGAGCGCGACCGAGAGAGAAAAAACCACCGCGACAUCAGCGGGCGAACUUGGCUUUUCUGUCCGGUGGGAGGUGUGCGUCUAUCGGCUUGCAGCUGCGUGCGCUUCUCGCUGAUAGGAACGCUCUUUUUUUUUUUUUUUUUUAAUUGCGAAAAUCCAAAAUAUGGCCGAACCGUGUUGUUGCUGGCCUGCCAUCAAUCUCUCUGGGCUUUUCGUUAGGGAUCUGUGGUUUUAAUGUGACGCACUGUCGUGACACGCCGUGUGCGCCGUUUUUGCAGCGGACCCCCAGCAGGAAAAGCAGAGGGGAGGCUCGUCUUCAUCAAGUUUGCGGCUGCAGAUGUAACAGAGACAAGAACAAAAUUGGAUCAAGUUGGGCCAUGUUAGGCCAGGCUAGGCCUUCCUAAACGGCUCUACAUUAAGAAGCCCACGAAGGUCACCUCUUGGUUUCACAUCAACUUUCUGUCCGUCAAGCUUUUGGAGUGCAGAACUUUAUUGGCCUUUCCAUGUCUUGGUGGAUGCUCACUGGAUGUUGGCAGCAGAAUGGAUUUGGGUGGUUAUCUCUUGAAGUCCCCAAACUUUGAUCGCCUGUUGAUAUCUCCCUCCCAGGUGUUCAUAGGAAAGCCCCCCACCAUCUCCAGGGGCUUCCCUCAAGAGGGACUGACUGGAACUCUAGGUUCUCUUGUUGAACCAGUUCAGAUCAACGUUAUCUAGAGGAUGCGUAAUUGCGUCCCUCCUUAAUUGACUUGAGUAUUUGAAAGUAGAACAAAAGUCCUCCUUGCUAGUGUCGAUCCAGGUGGAAUAAUGUCGGAAAAUAAAAGCAGCGGUAAGGCGGUGACAUUCAUUGCGCCGGCCCCGCCGUCACCAUCCCUCCAAAACCCCCGCAAGAAUGUGAAUGGCUCUGCUAGUUCAGACACGCAUGUGGUGGAGAAGCUAGAAGGUCACCCGGAAGUCCAACGGCGGAAGCGGCGGCACACGAUGGAACGAGACUCCAAGACGGCGGAGCACCGCUUCUUCCGCCGGAGUGUCAUUUGCGAUUCCACCGCAACAGCCUUGGACCUUCCUAGCAAGGGAGCUGUUAUCCUCCAUUCGCCGCCAGACUGCGCGUGGCCGCCUAACGUGAUCACUCCUCAACCCCUUAGCCCAGGACUCGCAAAGAGAGAUGCCAGAGCAGAUCUCCAGGGGCCCUCCGUAGAAAGCGCCCCGCCUCAGCCUUCUUUAGAGCUUGGCGGAAGCUCUGGAGAUGUGCCAAUCCAAAAAGACAGUAGCAAUGUAGUACAUCGUGAAGAACGGGUAAAAGAGCUCAGCUCGACAGCGCUGGAGAUCACCAACAAAACAGGAGAUAAACCUGUUGACUCCAUGCAGGAUGUUGCAAAAGAUGGAAAAUCAACCGAGGAGAAAGAACGGGAAACGGAGCUGGCCAAAGCGCGCGCUGAGCAGCGGGAGGCCGAGAAGCGGGUGCAGGAGGAUAUUGAAGAGGCGGAGACCAAAGCGGUCGGGACUUCGCCGGAUGGACGCUUCCUGAAGUUCGACAUCGAGAUUGGGAGAGGCUCCUUCAAGACUGUGUACAAGGGGCUCGACACGGACACGACGGUGGAAGUGGCGUGGUGCGAGCUGCAGGACCGGAAGCUGUCUAAGUCAGAACGGCAGCGCUUCAAAGAGGAGGCCGGGAUGCUGAAGGGCCUCCAGCACCCUAACAUCGUCCGCUUUUAUGAUUCAUGGGAGGGGCCGUGCAAGGGGAAGAAGUGCAUCGUCCUGGUCACAGAGCUCAUGACAUCCGGCACACUCAAAACCUACCUGAAGCGUUUCAAGGUGAUGAAGAUCAAGGUACUGCGGUCGUGGUGCCGGCAGAUCCUCAAAGGACUCCACUUCCUGCACACCAGAGCACCGCCGAUCAUUCACCGCGACCUCAAAUGCGACAACAUCUUCAUCACGGGACCCACCGGCUCGGUCAAAAUCGGAGAUUUGGGCUUAGCCACGCUGAAAAGGGCCUCGUUUGCAAAGAGUGUCAUAGGUACUCCUGAGUUCAUGGCUCCAGAAAUGUACGAGGAGAAGUACGACGAGUCCGUCGAUGUUUACGCCUUCGGAAUGUGCAUGCUGGAGAUGGCCACUUCGGAGUACCCCUACUCAGAAUGUCAGAACGCCGCACAGAUUUACCGACGAGUCACCAGCGGAGUGAAGCCUGGAAGUUUUGAUAAGGUGGCCAUUCCAGAAGUGAAAGAAAUCAUCGAGGGUUGCAUCAGGACGAAUAAAGAUGAACGAUACGCCAUCAAGAUAUUGUUGAACCACGCUUUCUUCCAAGAAGACACGGGAGUAAGAGUUGAGCUCGCGGAGGAGGAUGACGGGGAAAUGAUCGCCAUUAAAUUGUGGCUCAGGAUAGAAGACGUCAAGAAGCUUAAAGGAAAAUACAAGGACAACGAAGCCAUCGAGUUCUCCUUCGACCUCAACAAGGACGUUCCCGAAGAUGUGGCUCAGGAAAUGGUUGAGUCUGGGUAUGUGGCCGAGGGCGACCACAAGACCAUGGCCAAAGCCAUCAAGGACCGCGUGUCACUGAUCCGGAGGAAGCGAGAGCAGAGGCAGCUGGUGCGAGAAGAACAAGCAAAGAGGAAACUUGAGACGGAACAAGAGGCACUGAAAGCGGAGGUUGAGGAGACCGAGGCAGAGCAACCUCAUCACUAUCAACAGCGGGGCAUCUCGCACACAACCGAAGGAGGCACUGACAGCGGACAGGGUUCCUCGCUUUUCUCCGGCGACUGCCCGCAGUUGACCAUGUCGUACAGCUGCCCGCCCCCCUCUCAGAGCGCCUACCCGCCCGCGCCAGGCGGCGUCGCUUCCAGCGCGCAGCAGCAGCAGCACCCAGUUUACAGCCAGCCGACGCAGCAGCCAGCACAGCAUUCAAUGGCGCACCCUUACAGUGGAGGAGUGAGCGCCGGAGGAGCAGCAGGGGGGACCGCCCCCCUCCCAACACUGCCAGACCCCCCCAGUAUUUUCUUCCCUCCCAUCCCAGAGCGCCCCGUUUCCUUCUCGCCUCCUCCGACCGGCCCCCCCAAAGCGUACAAUGCGCAGCGGCGCAAGAGCACGUCUAUUCUGGAAGCGCACACCCGACACUUUCAGCCGGCGUAUCCCCGAUACGGGAGCAGCCUGCAUCCCUUCCCCGGCAUGGAGGGUGUAGACACCCCUUCUCUCUUCAUGGUCAAUCCGGCGUUCGCCACGGCGGCUCAGAGACUCGGAGUCGGGGAGCACCUGCAUCUCCCGGGACAAUCGGAGCCCACCUUUUACGGCUAUAAGGACAUGAGGGCGGAACACGAGGAAGUGGUGAGGAGACUGAGUUUAAAUCAAGCGGCCUUACUGGACCAUUACGAAGCCAUGGCGUACGGUGGCUACCCCAUGACCGCGCACCAGCUAGGCCUCUUGAGUUUCCACCAGCAGAGGCAAGCGGCUGCCAGUUUAGGCUACGACUCUGGUCCCCAACCCAGCUACCUGCAUCCUCACCUCAUGCAAAGACUGAGUGCGCACAGUCCAAUCCCUCCACCGGUACAGGCGAUGAACCAAUCUGCUGGUUGUCCCGCUUCUUGUGCAUCCUCUGACGCGCAACACCACGCGUCGCCUUGCACCUACCCCAUGUCAGCGCCGCCAAUUAUGGCCGACCCGCCGCCAGCUACAGGAAGCGUUUUCGAUUACCACUUAGCUGCUGCGGCCGCCGCCGCCGCUAGUGAUCCAAGCCUGCUGGCCUCCAGACUCUACCGAGCCCGUAGGAGCUCCAUGGAUCUCCCCCUAGAGGAAAACACCCCGACAGGCUCCGGUGGGUCUGGCUCAUUCCUUCGACUCCAGCCAGUAACGGAGGAAAUGUUUUCAUAUGUCAGUCCAGAGCUGCCGUUACCACCAGGAAGUCUUCUGCUCCAUCACGCUGGCCUGAGCGCCAAAGACCGAAGUCCAGAACCAUCCAGUGACUCUCUGGCGUCCUCUGACGCCGGAGAGUUCCAGUCUCCUCCUCCCUCAACCCGCCAUUUUGACUCCUCGGCCGCUCAGUCCAUCCCUAGGUCGUCGUCCUCUGUAUUCUGCGAUUCGACCGAAAGCCAGGCGCAUCCGCCCUCCGUGCAGAAUUUUCUCCCUCCGACGUUGGCGUCUGACACACCAGCAUCGGGGGCCCAACAGGAGUCUUUCGUGCCGAGCGCUUGGACUCGCCACGGAGGCGUGGUUCCCUCCCAGCCCGACAUGACCUACCACGAGUCAUUGCUGGCCAUGCAGGCCAAUAACCCCACACUGCAGGCUCAAGUUCCAACUGCCCCAGGCUCCCCGCUGUUAGGCCCAGUGGCCUCCCAGGUGGCCCCUCCAGGGACCCCCCAGCAGUCCGUCGCUUCAUCACUUCAGAGCCCCACGCAUAUCUCUUUGCCGCAGACACAGCCAAGUGUCACAUCCCACACCUGUACCGCAACCCCGACGCAGCCCUCUCCCGUCACCGUGCCGACAGCGGCCGUGGCUUCCCCUCCCUCCCCUCUCCCUGCCCCCACGCCCCUGCCAUUGGUCACCGUGGUGCCAAUCAUCAGUGUAGUCCCCGCCCUGCCCGAUCCCAACACUGAAGCCCCUCCCCAGUCUGUGUCUCAGCCCUCGGACCUAUCCCACCUUCAGUUGCAGCCACCCCUGACCCAAGCAUCCAUUGAGAGUGGCUACUCCGAGGCUUCGGGUCUGAGCGACGGUAAUGAGGGAGGAGGGGGCGGCCGCCACGAAGGUCGCUCCACCAAGCGACACCAAAGGCGGUCCGUUCGGAGCCGGUCGCGGCAUGAAAAGUUCUCCAAGGCCAAACUCAAUGUCCUUAAUAUAUCCAACCGUGGUGACAGAGUAGCAGAGUGCCAACUGGAGACGCACAACAGGAAAAUGGUCACCUUCAGGUUUGAUCUGGAUGGAGAUAACCCGGAGGAGAUCGCCCAAAUCAUGGUCCAGAGCGAGUUCAUCCUGGAGAGCGAGAGGGAGUCGUUCAUCGAGCAGGUGCGGGAGGUGAUUGAGAACGCGGAUGAAAAAGGCCUUGAGAAAAACGCGAGCGGCCAGAUGAUGGGUGACGCAGAUCAACAGAGUCCUACUAUAUCAGCACCCAUGCCAGACACGUCCCCCACCGCAACAGGACAAGUGGUCCAUUCGGCGGGUCGCAGGUUCAUCGUCAGCCCCGUACCCGAGACCAGGCUGAGGGAACUCAGCUUUCCCGCCUCUACUAUACCUUCCCCCGCACCUUCUGUCGACACAGUUCCGACACAAGGUUUGGCCCUGUCGAAAUCAGCAGGAGCGAUCAGCCUUCAACAAGCUUUCUCGGAGCUGCGACAGAACAAGAGCCAAUUGGACCCAGGCCCAAGCACCGCCCCGGCCGCCGUGCACACCGCUCUACCGUUGGCGUCCUCAGUCCAGGCGCAAGUGACCACGUCCGCUCCUGUAGAAGUUUCAACUUGUUCCAACCAGGAGGUCUUGGAUGUUUCUCCUACUUCCUCAUCUGCUGCCAUGAACCAGACCCAAGCAUCCGUUACUACUUCAGCCCCUCCCAUAGUACCCGUAACCAACGUCUCCAACAUCCUCCCGGUCUGCGAAGCCCCCGUCUCUCCCACUUCGUCGACUUCCUUCACCACCUCUUCUGCCCCGCCGUCCUCCUCCAAUGUUGCUUCAGUCCAACCCACUCUGGUGCACUCGCAACCGCAGCUCGCCGCCAUGGCCGGGCAAACGCACGCUCACUGUGGUGAAUGUGACCCGAGGUGUGACACAUCUGUGGAGUGUCCAAGCAAGCUGGAUGAUAUCCAAGCUUUGGAGAAGAAGCUGCGUUUUCUCUUCAUGGAUCUUGGGGGAGGAGCAGUCUCCCCCCAGGGGGACCUGCCGCUAGCUGAAGCCACCACCUCCGUAACCUCGGCAGGGGGAACCUCCUCACCGCUGGGCACCUCUACCGCCUCAAUUGCCCCUAACCAGACGUCCAAUCCUCCUCAGCCCCCCACCACACUGGCGCUGGGCUCACCGACACCUGCGCAAGGCCCUAGCACGCCUAUUUCCACACCUGCACCAGCAGUAAAUUCUGCCACCACCAUUGGCCAGACCACUCCAUCCAAAACCCCCUUAUCCAGGGUGCCGGCCCGUUCUCCUUCUUCAGAACUCCCGCCGUCUCUCCCUGGACUGUCUCUCACUCAGUCCCAGCAGCCUUUGGAGGAUUUGGACGCUCAGUUAAGAAGAACCCUGAGCCCUGAGAAUGUGCCACUUAGCUCACCUGCACAGGCUUCACACGGUCCUGUUCCUUCAGUAGGACAACAAGCAACAGAGGAAGAGCCCUCCUCAGCUGCUGCGCCUCAAGAUGGAAUCACGCGAAGGAGAUUUCAGGUGUCACGGGCCACCGAAGAUCAGAUGAAGCAGCAUCCAGUCUGCACGGAAUCCUCCACCACCACUUUAUCUUCAUCCUCUUCCACCAGCUCUUCGUCCUCUUCUAGUCUCUCCAGCCCGGAGAACACAUUGCACAAGGGCUCCUCACUUCGAGUGGGAGGAGCACAGAGUGGAGAUGUUGUGGACGGACCCCCACAGAGAAGCCUGUGCCCCUCACCCAAGCCCACCACCACCAUCGGACGCUUCCAGGUCAGCACAAAUUCUGAAGCCAGAGUCGGCCGGUUUUCUGUCAGUCCCGCCCCAGAGCUGAGCACGGAACCCGGGCCGAGUCAGCGACCCGCGAACGGGCCGUCCGAGCCGGACAAAGCCUCCCUGCCGAGUCUGAACAGCAGCCACUCGUUGAACAACUCCUACGUGAGCAGUGACAAUGAUUCGGAAUUUGAGGACGAGGAUUUCAAGCGGGAGAUCAACCGCCUUCGAGAAAAACACUUGAGUGAAAUUCAGGCUCUGCACUCACGGCAGAAGGAAGAAAUUGACGGUCUUUUCACUAGGCUGGGAAAGGUUCCUCCAGCCGCGGUACUUCCUCCGGUCAUCGCUUUAGCCGGCAGACGGCGACGGCCCACCAAGACUAAAUCCACCAAAUCGUCCAGAACCAGCUCCUCGCAUGGUAGCAGGAGUCCACUUCAGCCAGGCAGCACUUUGUCAGCACAGUACGUCCCGGCGGCGUCCCCCGAGUCGGCUCGAUUGGCGCCGGGGGGAUUCGCGGGGCGGGGCGACCUCGGCGACGAGCGACUGCUCAAAACGGCGCCCUCCGGCGACAUCCUGUGUUCAGGCUACACCAGCUCGGCGGCGCUCUCGGUGCCCAGCUUGUGCGCUCCCACCCCAGGCUGCGUAAAGUUCAGCUGGGGGUCCGAGCGUUUGGCCUUCAAGCCUGGCGGCAGGAGGACGCGCUUUCUGAGUACGCCCUGCUUGGCUCUUUGGAAGAUGGUGAAAAAAGUCUGCCCCUGCAACCAGCUCUGUAGGACCAACAGCACCAACGCAGUGAGCGGUUCUGGCCCCCUGUGCCAAAGCCAGGGGGGCUCCCAGUGUCUGAACUCGUCAGCCCCUCACCAGCUCAAAGGAAUGUUCACCGACGAUCUCCAUAAACUGGUGGACAACUGGGCCAGGGACAUCACACAGGGUAAAAAAAGCACCAAACCGAUGAAGCAGUCACAAGCACAAGGACAUAGCUAUGAGGCGUUCCAGCCCGCCAACCAUGGCCGGAAAUUUUCUGCCCCGAGCCAGCUAUGCCCGAGCGGCAUCGCCGCGUCCGCCCCCAACCCGACUACCUCUCUCUCCGUACACAAGGGCUCGCCCUGCCCAGCCCGUGGCUCCCCCUCGCCGCCUCUCCCGCACUUCAUCCCGUACAUGCCCGCCCCGCAGUACGGCGCGCAGUGGUCCGGGCCGGCCCAUGGGCUCCCGGCGCCGCACGCGGGGCGCCUGCCGGUCAGCGCUUCUCAACCGCUGGGCCCUUACACCGCCCCCGCGCCAGGUCAGGGGCCUUUGCGCACGUUCACGCACAAGUCCCUCAGCAACCCGGGCGGACCCAACACGAGGACCACGUAGCGGACUGCCGAAAAAGAGCCAAGUUUUGCCAAAGAAGGUGAAACUUUUCGAGCACAACACUGAAGAGCGCCUCCAUUUUGCUCCGAUUCUUGUGGCUCUUCCGACUAAUGUGCAAUGUGUGUAUAAAAAAAUUCCCAAACAGAAGACACAAUUGACAGCCCCCCGUCACGCGACUAAGCAAUAACGUUCGAGACAAAAAAAGUGACCUUCGCAACUUGUAUAGUUUUUAUGUUUUAUGUCCUGAUUCCUACGGUUUAACUCGGUGUUGCGCACACUUACGCCUCGUCGUCGGCUUCUUGAGAUUUCUCCUCGUGAAUGUCGUUAUUAAUGGUUAUUGUUAUAUUUAAAUGUUCGGCACGCCUCGUUUGGGCGGAGCUGUUAUACGCACACAUUUUCGUGUGGUGUGUAAACGCAACACUGUGAUUGUUUCUGUUUGUCAGUAGUCGUGACAACAAUUUGGGGCCGUAAAUUCACUGCUGUCGUCAUUUUACGAGGAAAAAAAAUGCCUUAAGCGACAACAAUUCAGUUACGUUUGACCUCCAAAUGUUUUCAGUCAAAUAUGGAACGCUAGCUACUUUUUUUUCUUACACAGUACUUCGUUACGACACUUUAAAACCUCCCUUUUUGCCCUGUUAGAGAAAUGUGAAUGUACAAAGCAAUUAUUUGAAUUUGCUUUCUAGUGCCUUGCUUCACCUUGCCCCCAAACACUGGAGAGCGCACGGGGACCACGCGACGGCGCCGCCAUUUUUGUCUGAUUUUAAGACUCGGAUUGUAUCGGAAGAAGGCCGUGUUUGUGUUUCCGUGCUUAUUUUUCAUUUACCUCACCCUGGCUCACUCCCACAUUUUCAAAAACGGCCACUUGAGUUUUGUGUAAUUUUAUCUUUCUUUGGGAAUCCUCAAAUUAACUCGCUGCCAUUGACGCCGACUGACGUCCAGAUCGGACGCGUAUCGCUGUCAAUGGCAGUAAGGGUUAAAACAAAAAAAAACAUUCAGACGCUAAAUAUUUCAGUUAUUUAGAAAAAAAUGACACAAAGACUUUACUGUGAAGUUGUACUAGAAGACUUUUACUGUGAAACGUUGGUUAUUAUCGUGAAUGUUCCUGCAUUAAAAGUGGAUGGCAGGCGUAGCUUUUAAUUUGUAUUUAGGGGCAGAUUCUGUCGGCGUCAUCGCAGGAUUUUUGUUUUAAUUUUACCAUAGAAGUGGUCACUUUUGUCCCAAAAAAAAAACAAAACAUCAUGUUGCCAUUUUCUGAUGUCCUCCUGUUGGCUUUUGUUUAAAAAGAUACAACAAUUCUCACUUGUUUCAUCAGCUGUUGAUCGUGUUUAGCAGCACCUAACUCAGUGGUUUUUACAGAAGGAGAUUGGGGCCGGUGAAGAAGAAUUUCGAAAACUAGCCCUAAUCCUCUUUUGUAGGUUUUUCUCUCUUGGUUGAUUGUGAAAAUAAAACAUGUGGAGUCAUCAGCAGCCUUUAACGGUAUGUUUUGCACUAAGUAGAGCGUGUUCAAGCUUCAUAUUAAAACAAAAACAUUUGUUACUUUGUUUGUAAAGACUUAAUAAAUAAAAAGUUUUGAAAUAAUCAAUGUAUUUAAUGUUGUUUUUGCACGGCAGUACCGUUUGUGUCCACAAGACGGCAGUAAAACACUUGCAAGUGAAUCUCUUGCAGAUUACAGUUGCAUUUAAAAUAGUUAUCCCUCACGACAUCGCGCUUCAAACGUUGAGCCCUCAGUCCAUUGCAAAAAUUUUUUUCAAUUCAAGAAAU